AAACUGAUCUCCAUUAUGGAACAUUCUGGACUCAGGACAUUACAUUGUAACUAUGUACAUAGAUCUACAAUAAACAAGAAAGAGGGGCUUGAUGUUCCAAGGAUUUUUGUGCAAGGGAAAUUCUCAAAGUAUGUGGAACAAGAUGCAUCUCCGUGUGCCAGCUUUCACCAAGGCAACUGUAAUCAUAAAUACAGUAAUGACUUAAAGGAUUGUGAACUAGAGGUCAGAGCUUCAUCACAGUCAGAAGCUCAUUGUGACUUUAAUGUAACUGAUAUUGAGAAUAAAGAUUGA
Candidula unifasciata is the source of this 291-nucleotide messenger RNA. The record is from the annotation of a GenBank genome assembly. NCBI's taxonomy places the organism in Eukaryota, Metazoa, Mollusca, Gastropoda, Stylommatophora, Geomitridae.